Messenger RNA from Orcinus orca (killer whale), 7393 nucleotides. It is a transcript of the gene TWSG1, whose product is annotated as twisted gastrulation BMP signaling modulator 1. Gene Ontology annotation, biological process: regulation of BMP signaling pathway. The coding region runs from base 217 to 888 and encodes 223 amino acids. The transcript is spliced from 7 exons. NCBI's taxonomy places the organism in Eukaryota, Metazoa, Chordata, Mammalia, Artiodactyla, Delphinidae. The record is from RefSeq and is a predicted model, not a curated record.
AGCGGGGGGCGGGGGCGAGACGGCGACGGGCUGGUCUCUCACUGUGUUACGGCCGAGGCUCGCGGGCGCUGCGCGGAGGACUGAGUGGAGGCGCGGCCUGCCUCCCUCCAUAGAGUGGCGCGCCCGCUCGGCCGACCCGCGGGGAACGAGAGCCAGGCUGCUUCGCGGCGCCGCGGCGCACGCUUCCUGGGAGUUGGUGAUUGUCUUUGAAGAAACAUGAAGUCACGCUCUGUUGUUACGCUUACUGUAGCCAUCCUGGUGUUCCUGACAUGGGUCCCCAUGUCACUGAGUUGUAACAAAGCACUCUGUGCUAGUGAUGUGAGCAAAUGCCUCAUUCAGGAGCUCUGCCAGUGCCGACCUGGAGAAGGAAAUUGUUCCUGCUGUAAGGAGUGUAUGCUGUGUCUUGGGACGCUUUGGGAUGAGUGCUGUGACUGUGUUGGUAUGUGUAAUCCUCGAAACUACAGUGACACGCCUCCAACUUCAAAGAGCACAGUGGAGGAGCUUCAUGAACCCAUCCCUUCUCUCUUCCGGGCACUCACAGAAGGAGACACUCAGUUGAACUGGAACAUUGUUUCCUUCCCUGUUGCAGAAGAACUUUCACAUCAUGAGAAUCUUGUUUCAUUUUUAGAAACUGUGAACCAGCCACACCACCAAAAUGUGUCUGUUCCCAGCAAUAAUGUUCAUGCACCUUAUUCCAGUGACAAAGAACACAUGUGUACUGUGGUUUAUUUUGAUGACUGCAUGUCCAUACAUCAGUGUAAAAUAUCCUGCGAGUCCAUGGGGGCAUCCAAAUAUCGCUGGUUCCAUAACGCCUGCUGUGAGUGCAUUGGUCCAGAGUGUAUCGACUAUGGUAGUAAAACUGUCAAAUGUAUGAACUGCAUGUUUUAGAGAAGGAAAUGGUAUGCACACCAAAGCAAUUUAGUCAAGGGUAUGAAAAGCUAUUCAGUGAUGUUACUGGUUGCACCCAAAUGCCAGCAGGUUGGGAAGAUGUGAAGAGUUUGGAUUGAGUUACUUCUAAAGUAUGACAAAUCCGGGAUUGUGUUAAAUUAUGUUUAUAACUGCUCUUAUUGAUCUUACUGCCCCCUGGUAGCGAUAAACCCUUUCUUCUAAACACAUGUACAGCUUUGAUCACGUGAGAAGCAAGUGCAUAGAGAACACCUUGAGAGAGGAGAGGUUUCUAACACAAAGCCUGGUGUCAUUUUCUUGUCACAUUCCAGAAGCCUUUUGUGUCGAAGGUUUACAGCAUGUUAACAUAGGUUAUGAUUUCUUCAUUGUACUACUCCUAGAACACUGAGUUUUUAGAGUUGUUUGCCAUUUUUCACUGUGCCUGGUAUUAUUUACCUGUUCUAUAAGUAGGGUAGAUAUCCAAAUAUAUCACCCUGUGUUCUCACCAAAAAAUCACCGUAAAAAGCUUAAUUUCAGACCUCUUUAUGUUGGUUUUAGAAGGUAAAUGCUUACAGUAUUUUACAAUUUAAAACACUUCCAUAGCCGAAUCCACUCUACGCUACACAUACCGACAAAGCUGUAGGGAAAGUUUCUUCUCCUCCUCCAUCCCCGGCCCAAAGUACUGCUGUAGGUAGUGAUGAAGCAUCUUUACCAAGAAUUGCAGGGCACACCUAUGAGGCUCUGUGAAAUACACUGCUAGGGUAUAUAAGAAGGGAGAGCUUUCCUCUGACUUAAGGUACCAGCUUAAAUAGCUCCAGGAAAGGGAAACCACUGCCAACCGGACUCCAGGGAAAUUUUAUGGAAAUGGCAGGGCUGUGGCUAGCUGGACAGUGGGGAUGAGGCUGCUCAGGCUUCGCGCCACGUUCUCCACUGGACGGGUGGUUGGAGGGGAUAAAGCAGAGAGUUCCAGGAAUGAACGGGGAGGGUUGAAAAUGCCCGGUAUUCUAGUGGAAGCAAACUUAAAACUACUUACAUUCAUUACGUUGUUAUUUUGUAAUCUUUCCUUUAGGUUUGUAUAUAGAUCAGGUGUUCUUGUUAAACAAGGGUUAUCACACAGUAGGAGGUUAAGACUGUGAACUGCCGCCCACCCCCGCAAAAUUCCCUGUUCAAGAUGACAUUAACUCUAAACACACUUCAGAACAUUUGGGCAGCUUUUUAUAUAAUGUUUCAAUGAAGAUAAGUUUAAAUAGUAUGUGCCUUCGUGGUAAUAAAAUCUCCAUCUUCAAGCAUGAACCUGAAACGUACAUAUUUAUAUUCAGAGACUCUUAGCUUUACAGAAUUACUAAUUUCUCAAAUAGUAUGUAUUUGAACUCUAAGUAACUUUUAGGAAUACCUAUUUGUAUAUCUAAAUACUGUAGUAUAUAAAAAUGAAUAAUGCUCUUUGUAUUCAUUAUCUGGACAAUGGUUAGUUACAAGAUCAUAUGUAAUAUUAUGAUUAUCAUAAAAUGUAAAGACUUGACACCUUUUCUGCUCUUUCAGAUAACUCUAAUGAACACUCAAGGUACUUUAGCAUUUUAAAAAGUUGAAAUUUAGCUCAUGGAUGUAUUUUUUGGAUGGGAAAACAUUGGGAUGUCCUUUUCUUUUACCUAGAAUGCCUUUUUUUAUGAGUGCCUUGAAAACAAACAUUAGCUCCCUUUCUUUAUUAAUACCUAUAAAACUGAAGGUUUUCUUGAACUUACGAAAUAAUUUUAAGAAGUCUGCAGCCAGCUGCUUCAUUUCAACUUUGCUGUUUUUCAGACUCAUUUAUACUUAGGAAUAGAGGAACGCUUUUGUGUUUAUUGACAACAUACUUAAUGUUUCCAUAAAUAUGUCAACAGACUUUUUUAAACUGCAUUUAUCUUCCUUUUUAGGUAUUCAUUAUUAAAUUUUAAAAUGUAGUAUCUCUUGUUGGGAGAAUAAUUUCUUGAACCAUGUUAUGUUUUAACUGAUUUUUCUUUCCUCUAUUUCUCCAAAUAGAAAUUAUCCCUAAAUAUAAUGGUAAGUUGUAUAUUCAAAUUUUACUUAAUUUUUUGUCUUAUGAAGGGGUUAAAAGAAAGUGUUCGCCUAAACGAUUCCAUUUCCAGUUCUAUAAUGUACUUCAGGUUUUGAAUAACAAUAUUUUUACAAAUUAAAAGUAUAACAUUUGGGAAACUGAUAGCCCCACUAAAAUUUAGACCUUCUAUUACCAUUCCAAGCACAAUUCACUUCUAUACUGAAGCUCUGAUUUAAAAAAAAAAAAAAAAUUAAUCAAAAGUUAGGUUACCUUUCUUAUAACUGGAUCCAAAACAUUAAAUCAUAAGUCUGUAGGUAUUAUAAAAACCAUAUACAAAAGGUUCUUUCCUCUAGUAAGACAUGUCCUUGCUUGUUGGUUUUCCUGUUUCCCCCAUAACAUCUAAUUAUUACUGAAACUGUACUCAUAACAGUGGCACCAAAUCAAAUGAUAAUUCAAAUGCAAUGUCUUUGUUUACAGAGAUGCUAUAAAAGAGAGGCCUUCAUUUAGAAAUACGAUUUCUAAAGUUUCAGAAAACAAAAUUGAUAAAAUGUUAGAAUAUUUGAAUAACUAUUUAUAAAUCAGAAUAACAUCAAAACGGAGAAAAGGAACUAAGACUUCUGAAAAAUGAGGUAAAUAUAAAUAAGACACAUAUUUAAAGUUUGUUUUUAAUAAAUUCUUCGUUGAAGAUUUUUUAAUCUAUUCUGCAUUCCCAAGACUUUAUGUUUAUUGUAUUUUACAUGAUCUACAAUAUAUAAAAUUAUGUAUUUUUUUCUUUGGUUGUUCCUAUAAACAAAAAAGUAUUUUAAUAAAAAAUUAAAAUGAGUGUGCCAUGUUUUUGUUAACUUCGGCAUAACAAACCAAAAUAAGUUUGCCGUUUCUGUCUAGUGAGGUUAUUGUUCAAGGGAUCAGCCCAGGCAUGCCUCCUCUCUGGACGUCCCUACAGAGUCUGCUGAAACAAACGAUCUUUCACAGUUUGCUCUCUGUUUUUUCGUGGGCUUUAUUCCAAUAUGGGGAAACCUUUGAAAUGAAAUACGUACCUUCUCCUUGCUUGCUCUGUGGGCCUUGUGAUGCCAGCCAGCCUCACGAGAACUUCCUGGUGGUGGAAGGAGUCACUGAGAGAACAAGGUGGGAAGAGACUCCCGGCCGUUCCGCACUGACUCUCAAAGGGCAGUGUUACUGGAAUUGAAAGCCCUCAGCUGUACACUCGUGAAAUCAGUGUUAUUUCACAGAAUGUUUUGACAUCCUAGUGGAGGGGGGAUCUGGAGAGGGGAAAGUUCAAGAGGACAGGUUCCCCGCCUGAGUGACUUCAGGGAUGAUGGACCUGAGGGGUAGAUUAGUUUCAAGAACGAUAGUUCACUUGAGUUGGAAAGAUGUUCUUUCCGAAUGGUGGGCAGUCGUGUGGAGCCGAGGGGAGAGAGGGUCAGAGUUGGGGAUGGAGGGUGUCUCUGAGCUUGAGGAGUGAGCAGGGGCCAGACCAUGGGCAGGCUGGUGCCCAUGCCCGUCAGCUCCGCCCCCGGCGUUUUAGUCCAUGGAGCCAGUGGGCACGCCUGCAGCCUGUGGUUUAGGAGUUACGGCUUUGAGCCCUUAGAGAUUUUUCCUAACCAACAGAAAAUAAAUUCAUUCUACAUCUUUUUAUUUUGAAGUCUGUGCUGGAAGGAUGGAGGCAGCAACAGCUGCAAGGUCUGGCUUGUGAGAUGAGAACCCUCAAUGCAGAAGCAAAGACAGAAGAGACCUCUGCCCUCCCCCGGGCGUGCUGUGACUCGCAGAAGGAAGCUGGGAAAAAUGCAGAAAUGCCCUCAUUUGACUGAAGACAAAUACAAUAUCUGGAGGGAUUCACAGGAAGGUGGAAACCUUGGCCGCCUCUGGGCGGGCAAACGAGAGGCUGAAGGACAGCGUGGGAAGGAGACCGUGUCAUCACCUGAACUGUGAGCCAUGAGCAUGAGUUUACCUUUUCAAAAAAUACAUAACUAAAACUUCAGUUUCAAAAAAGACACGAACAGAAGUAUUUUUCCUUAAAAAGUCAAUUUUGUAGCACCCCAAAGCUGGGUCCCUCUCAGUGACUAGCUACCCAGUCUCUGGUAAACAUGCUAACUAACAUAUGACGGAGACAAAAUUGUGUGCCACGGAGAGUCUUGAUAGUAACUGAAAACCCCCAAACUGUUGAUCUAGUCACAUUUUUUGAUGGACGGACAAUGACAUAUAUUCAGUUCUCAAAUUCUAAUAAAUUUCUUCCAAACAGGAUCUAAGAUUUGAGCGAUAAGAUUUUAGGACAGAUAGUCCUGCGACUCUGUGUCUUUUCCUACCUGGGAUUUACUUCUUCGUCCUUAUAAAGGACUUGAAGAGUGUAAAGUGAGGCCACAGUAUUCAUUUAAACAGCCACGUCUCAACUUCCUUAAACUAAUCAGAACCAACAAAAACAUCAGCAAGAAACUCCAAACCUCGACUUUAAAAUCCCAUGAGAAUGCUCUUGAAGAAGAAUGUAUUUGUGAUUGAGUAAAGCACACUGACCUAGGACUGGCCUCCGCUGCCACGUUUACCGUCUGUGAAACUACUGCCUUCGGGGCUUUUCUCCAUUCCCUGUUCCUCCUGCCCUGAUGGUGGGGCCUCCAUGACAUUCUUGAGUUGGAAUGUCUUUGCUCGUGCCAGUUUAUAAAGAGUUCAGUACACUUGGCAGGACCCGGUGACCCGGGGGAGGAGGAAGCACCAGAGUAUGAUCGUUCUAAGGGACCUUCUGACACGAGUGCAGACCUCGGAACAUAGAGCUCGUUCCAGAAGGCCCUGGAGCACAGACUCUCAAGGGAUUCCUGGGCCCUGGCAGGAGGCCAGGCAGGCUCCUGCUCCAGGCUCCAGAAAUGGAUCAGACCCCUUGAAGGAACACAUUCUCUUAUUGAUCAGGAAUCUUGAAUGAAGUUGAAGAGGUGCAGGUGUUCGGCAACUCUGGAGACGAAAUUCAAACUGCAGAGCCCCUGCCUUCCCCUCCGCUGCCCAGGGAUGUGGGCUGCUGGGGGCCCCGUCCGCCAUGCAGGUCACCUACAGCCCUGUCUUUGUGCCCAAGGCUCUCCCAUUCUUUUUCUCUCUUUGAUUUCUAGAUGAAAAGAAAAACAAACAUCCACUGAAAAUAGGGGAAAGGAGAAAACUAUUAUGCAUUUACUGCUUGAUUUUCCUGAUAAUAAUGGAUUCGCAAAAUGGAUGGGAAAAAAAAAACCCAUGAUUCGAUCAUUUCUCAAAUUCAUAUAUUUCUCUUGAGAAAUGGGUGCACUGAGUAGACAGGCCUGGCAGUCAGGGCUGGGGCUCUUCUGGAUGCUUUCAAGGCCAAGCUAAAUGCAGAGCAAGGCAGCGGCAGGAAGCUGGCCUCACAGCACGCUCUGCUGGCCUCUCUGGUGCGUGAGGGGGCAUCUACCUGCCAGGUCCGGAGCCUGCGGGUGAUGACUGCCCUCCGGGGGUGGUGCCACGGCACCAUGCGGAGUUGCACCCCCCCCAUCAUCCAUGUUAUAGUUAGGUUAACGUGUGUGCAUUAUCUGAGCACACCUGGAAUUGCCCCACCGGUCACAGCACUCAGAGGCCAAGUCACAGUAACCUCGGGACCUGGGUCCCUUGCUGGCUGGACCAGGGAGCACGGGUGUCCCAAAGCAGCCUGCUUACCAGCAGCCGGUCUGAUGGUGAGGUGGACCUCAUAAUGUGGACCUCGGCUCUUCUCUCCCGGGUGUGGGGACCAGGAGCUGCUCAAAGAACGGUGGCUCGCGGUGGGGCCUGACCGACAGAAUGACGUCAGGAGGACCAGCAUGGCCCGAUGGGUCCUGUGCACGCCGGAAUUGUGAAGGGACAGAAAAGGGUGUAGCAGGCUGGCCAGUCCGAAGGCAUAGCAAAGCCUCCAUGGCACAGGCUCUGGGCCUGCCUGAAUCCAGAAUGAUCUCAGCCCCAUGUUUUUGGCUUUUCCUGUAUCCUUGUGUGGGUGUUUCCUUGCAACGAACCAAUUUUCUUGAGAAAUUUCAGUGAGUCUCUGUUCUUCACAGCCCCAAAUCCCAAGUAAUCCAGUGUUCUCCUAGUAUUUUUUCUCUACCCAGAUGUACCUGUGUACUUUUUCUUACAAAACCGGAUCAGUGAAAUGCUGUCUCUUUAAACUUGACAAUAUAUUGUGAGAAUUCUCAUAAAUAUCACUAAAACUUCGUAGAAUUUCCUCACCAGGUACCCAGACUUCUGAAUAGCUGUCAUCACACAGCGAAGUCCGGUCCGCUGCCCUCCUACUGGAAAGCGUCUGCCACAGAAACCCAGCACCCAGUUGGGUGAAGUUGGCCCCCCCGAGCCCAUCCAGCCCCGGUCCUGGCCACGCCUGGCCCGCCUUCCCCGGGCCUCCGAGACUUCUAGCAACAGUUCUCACUGUCUCUGGCCAAAACCAAUUUUUCAAGAGCAGAAACAUAUUGGAACUGUCAAAAGAACAUGAAAUGAAAAAAAAAAAGAAAAAAAAAAAACAUGAAA